This is a messenger RNA of Nothoprocta perdicaria, 279 nucleotides long. It is a transcript of the gene FREY1, whose product is annotated as chromosome unknown C11orf94 homolog. The coding region runs from base 1 to 279 and encodes 92 amino acids. The record is from RefSeq and is a predicted model, not a curated record. Lineage: Eukaryota; Metazoa; Chordata; Aves; Tinamiformes; Tinamidae. The transcript is spliced from 3 exons.
AUGAGGCACUGGCUGCUGCUGCUCGCUGCGCUGGUGGGAGCCGCGCUCCCCCGGCCGCUGCGCCAGAGGGUCGACUACUCGGUCCCUGAGGAUUUAUCUGCCCCGCUGGAGCUCCCGCAGCCGCACUUCGGCCUGGUGGAUGACUAUGGCAUUAAACCCCAGCAGCCCCACCUGCGGAGCCAGGCAACGCGGGCACGGCCAGCGGGGCUGCACCGCGUGGGCAAGAGCAAGCGCGAUGAGCUCGACCUGUCCGAGUACUACUACGAUGAGCAGCUGUGA